This is a messenger RNA of Fusarium keratoplasticum, 2757 nucleotides long. Its product is annotated as AN1-type domain-containing protein. Bases 1 to 2757 code for a protein of 918 amino acids. The record is from RefSeq and is a predicted model, not a curated record. NCBI's taxonomy places the organism in Eukaryota, Fungi, Ascomycota, Sordariomycetes, Hypocreales, Nectriaceae. The transcript has 3 exons.
AUGUUCCCCUAUUGGGCUUGCGCCGUUGCCGGAUGCCCAAACGCUGCAGCUAUCGAUAUCGGAGGUUGUGAGCGAUGCCAGUCCAUGUACUGCUCACACCAUGUUGAUUCGAUCCACCACACGUGCGAGGAUACGCCCCUGGAUAGUGACGAAUUGAUCGCUGCCAAGACGGCAGAGUUGACAGCGCUGAGCAACAAGAUCAACCAUGGUGCCCUCGUCCGGCUUGCAACGGAGCUUUCUAGAGGCAAGCCAUGUCAACUCAACGAUCAAGACCCCAUGGGCUGCCACAUGAUGGGUGAUAGACACAUCCAUCUCCAGUUGAUCUUUGAAGACGGGACUGUUUGGCUUGCCAGAAUUCCUCGAGAGACAUACCGGUCUUUUGACAACCAGCUCAGCAAUGAAAUUCUGGCUAGCGAAUGCGCAACACUUCGCUGGCUCGAGUCUGUUGAUGUACCUGCACCACGUCUACAUGGGUACGGUCUCUACGAUGAUCCGCAGAACAAGGUUGGCGUUGCUUUUAUGCUCAUCGACAAGAUGCCUGGACGACCCUUCAACUCUCUCUCGGCCUCCAAGGAGCAAAAGACCAAAGUUUUGGGUCAAUGGGCAGAUAUUCUCUGCACUCUGAGCUCGCACCCUUUUCAAGAGUCGGGAUCCUUGAGGUUUGACAAUGACGGAACAAUCAAAGUCGGUCCCAUGGCGAGCGACAAGACGGCAAUGCUACCUUGUAUGGGCCCGUUCCAACAUGCCAAGGACCUCUAUAGCUCCUGGGCUGUUGCAUACCUCAGGAUCAUCACUGAAGGGCAAAUAUUUUCCGAUUUCGCUCUUGAUGCAUACAUCAUGUUCAAGUACAUUCUGCGACAGGUCAAGACUGGGCCUUGGCUCGACAGAUGGAGAGAUCUCAACUCGGGCCCCUUUUUCCUCAAGCACCCCGACGAUGAAGGCAGCCACGUCCUUGUCGACGACGAAUUUCAAAUCACGGGCGUCAUUGAUUGGACUUUUGCGAGAAUAGUCCCGGCAUUCGAGACUUUUGGUCCUUCACUCAUCUCUGCAGACAAUGACGAUCUAUUCUUUGGCGAGGUCGGACUGACCAACGAGGACAUGAUCUUGGGCCUAGAACUACAAUGCCGUGGAUCACCGUUCUGCUUCUUUCAGUCCGAUGAGAUACGCCGACUUCUGUUUGGCUUAGGGAUGGCGAUGAGCUUUGUACACGACGAGGCCAUCGGCGCAUUUCAAGGCUUGGUUGCCACCUUUGAAGGCCGGCCUCUCGAUUGGGACAAGUGGUGGCAUGCAAGUUUGAUCGAGUGGAAGGAUGACCCUUUCGUGUCCGCCCAUUCCCAAGAGAUUUCAACUCGACUCUUAAAUUCUAUCCCCGAGGUCCCUCGCUUCGCUUCAUGCUCAUACCUAUACUGCACUCGAUCAAGUGUCCGUGGACGAAGAUGCCAUUCUUGUUGGAACGACUUAUGUGCUAUUCAUAUACUUCCCCGGUACCACCUUUGUCUUCUAGACAACUACAUGCUCGAUGAUGACGAGGAGACGGAAGCGCACAUGGAGGUCGAGGCUCUCCUUACCCAAGUGAAUGCGUAUCAGCUUUUGCGAGUUGCCAGUUCUCUCCGUCACGGUAAACGCUGCAUGUUUUUCCCUGGAAACUACAUUGGACGUGGUUCAAUGAUGGGUUCUUCGAAUUACCAUGUCUGGAUUCUGUUUGAAGACAGAGUCACAUGGCUCGCUCGAAUACCUCGGGACGCAACCUUUGCAGACACUCCCUCCGACCUUGCUGAGUACAUAGUCGAGAGCGAAUACGCUACACUCAAAUGGUUGGGUGGUCUCACAUUUCCUACCCCAAGGGCUCACGGGUAUGGGCUCGCUUCCGAUCCUGAAAACCUAGUCGGCGUGAGUUAUAUCCUCGAAGAUGCCAUGCCAGGGCAGCCAUUCAACCCUCGCCUGGCUACCGACCAACAAAAGACACAUGUCUAUAACCAAUACGCGAGAAUUCUUAUCGAGAUUAGUCGCCAUACUCGAACACAGGCCUUCUCCUUCGUCCCAGGCGACGGAAUGAUGAAGCAAGGACCCAUCGCGAGCAAUCGGGAUCGCACACUUGAAAAACAUGGGCCUUUCCACACAUCGCGGGACUAUUUUACCUCGACCGCAGAGCACCAGCUACGCUUAAUUGCAGACGGACAGCUCUGCCCAGAAUAUCCCAAAGAGGCAUUUGUGUUUUACCGGAUGCUGAGAGAUCGAGUUGCUCCCAUAUUAGCAACCCCGUCGCGCAUUGGCGGGUUCUACUUGAAGCACGCUGACGAUAUUGGGGAUCAUCUACUUGUCGACAAGAACUACAACAUCACUGCCGUCAUUGAUUGGCAGUAUGCGCGCUUUGUUCCACCGCGCGAGGCGUUUGGUCCCUCUUUGUUCACGGCCAACCUUGGCAACCUGCAUAGAGGUGUUGCAGGUCUUUGUGCAGAUGAUAAGCUUCUCUCUACGUGCCUGAGGCGUCAGGGCAGGGCAGAUCUUGCAGACUUGGCGAGAGGGAGUGAGCUUUCUCGCCGGUUCCAUCUCGGUCUCUCCUCUGGGCUCGAAAAGCCUGAGAUCUCACGGUUGAUCAGAGCUGUGCUUUGCUUGCUCGAUGGCAGAGAGGCACCGAGAUCGGGGGUUAGAGCUUGGGUGGAGCAGGAGUGGGCCUGCGCUGUUGGAGAUCCGUGGCGUGAGAAGACGAUGAAGCUGGUUCAGGACAUUGAGAGAGCAAAGCUUGAAGAGGCAUGA